UUAGUUCUAGAGUAUCAAAUCAUCAUCUCUCCAACAAAAAAAAUAAAAAUAUAUAAAUAAUACAAAAAAAAAAAUAAAAAAUAUAUAUUUUGAAGUUUACAAAAUAACAACAAAAAAAAUACAAGACGUUUAAAAUAAAAUCGAGAAAAAUCGAAUUUUUAUUUUUUUUCGAAAAACACAAAAAAUACGAAAAAAACGAACAUUCUUAUGCAAUUUUUGACGAAAUUUAUUUAAAAUUGACUUUGUUUAUUACGCCAAAGGGUUUCUUUGGUUUACAACUCGCAUUUAUUUCUCGUCUUAACGGUUACGCGAAACUUGGUGGUGAUUUGAUUACACACGGAAAAUAUAGGAAAGAAACACACGAAAAAAAUAAAAAAAACAGGAAAUACGAAAAAAAUAAAUAAAAAAAUAUUGAGAAAAAUAUUUUAAAGUGUUGAAAACGCCUUUUUUUCUUCUCACGAACUUUUUGAACGGAACUAAAUAUUUUUGUGAGAAAUUUAUAAAAAAAAAAUAAAAUUAAAUAAUUAACAAAAAAAAAAUAAAUUGUGCUAAAAAAAAGUGAAAUCUUGAUAAAAGAAAAAAAAAAUUAAGAAGAAAAUUGGUUUAUUAUAAAAAAAAAUACAAAAACACAGAAAAAAAGGAAAAAAAAAUCAUUUUCGGAAAAAAAUUACAAAGGUCGUUUCAAGGUCAAUUUUUAAAAAAAGUUCAACAUACGAAAAAUUAAGUGAAAAGUGAUAAAUUAAUAAAACUCGAACUCAUACACGACAAAAAAAAAAUCCGGAAGAAAUCGCUCGAUUGAGAAAAAAAAUCAUUGUCAUAAAACGAUAUGUUGGCAAUGUCAACACUUAUGAUGCCAGCACCGACAAUGGCUUUAGGUGCACCACAAUUGGCCGUUGGUCCACACAAACCACACGAAACGAAAUUGUUAGCUAUACAUCCGGCCCACUCGCAACCGCAGACGACUCCACAACAAGCAGCUUUGCAUCAGGCACAGCAACAAGCCGCGCAGCAACAACAGGCAGUCGCUGUCGCACAGCAAAAUCAAUUGAAUCAAGCUGCUGCCGCUGCCCAACAGCAAGCAGCAGCUCAGCAACAGUUGCAACAACAUACUCCAAAUUCAUCGAAUAAUAAACAAGAGCAUUAUCAUAUAUUUGUUGGUGAUCUGAGCCCGGAAAUCGAAACACAAAAUUUAAAGGAUGCCUUUGCUCCAUUUGGGGAUAUAUCAGAUUGUCGCGUUGUACGAGACCCACAAACAUUAAAAUCAAAAGGCUACGGCUUUGUAUCAUUUGUAAAAAAAUCGGAAGCAGAAAGUGCAAUCACAGCAAUGAACGGACAGUGGCUCGGAUCUAGGUCAAUACGAACAAAUUGGGCAACAAGAAAGCCACCUGCAACAAAAUCAGAACUCAAUUCAAAACCACUCACUUUUGAUGAAGUCUACAACCAGAGCAGUCCAACAAAUUGUACGGUAUAUUGUGGCGGAGUCGGUGGCACAUUGGCAGGCGGUUUGAAUGAGGAAAUAUUGCAAAAGACCUUUUCGCCAUUCGGAACAAUUCAAGAGAUUCGUGUGUUUAAGGAUAAGGGUUAUGCUUUCGUUAGAUUCUCGACAAAAGAAGCAGCCACGCACGCCAUCGUCGCCAUCCACAACUCCGAAAUCAACGCUCAGACCGUCAAGUGUUCCUGGGGCAAGGAAAGCGGCGAUCCCAAUAACGCACCCUCAAUCACAAGUCAAGCUUUAAGUCAAGCCGGCUUCCCCUUCGGAACGACAUACGGACAACAAGUUGCCGGCUACUGGUAUCCGCCAGCGCCCACGUAUCCAACAACGCCAGCACCUGCCGCCCCCUUACAAGGUCAAUUCCUGCAGGGCAUGCAAGGUUACGCUUACGGGCAAUUUGCUGGAUAUCAACAAGGUUACAUGGGAAUGGGAAUGCAAUUACCCGGUGCAUGGCAAGGAGUGCCCGCACAAGCGCAAAUUCCCACAGCAACCGCCCAACAAAUUGCUGCACAAGGUGUAGGCUCUGCUCUGCCCCAAGCCACGGGAGUCGUCGCCUACCCAAUGCAGCAAUUUCAGGUGAGCCCGCAGUUAGCUGAAGAUGAAUGGUUAGCCCCUAGCUUAUUGGUGUAGCUGCCUUGAUGGCCAACAACAACAACAACUGUGUGUGGCUGUGUUACACAAUCAGCCUCAUCACAACAUGCCCACAUCCAACAACAAA
Culicoides brevitarsis is the source of this 2210-nucleotide messenger RNA. RefSeq names its product cytotoxic granule associated RNA binding protein TIA1. The record is from RefSeq and is a predicted model, not a curated record. The transcript is spliced from 10 exons. The coding region runs from base 827 to 2122 and encodes 431 amino acids. Gene Ontology annotation, molecular function: RNA binding. NCBI's taxonomy places the organism in Eukaryota, Metazoa, Arthropoda, Insecta, Diptera, Ceratopogonidae.